Molecule: messenger RNA, 539 nt
Organism: Cuscuta epithymum
Lineage: Eukaryota; Viridiplantae; Streptophyta; Magnoliopsida; Solanales; Convolvulaceae
Source: the annotation of a GenBank genome assembly
UGGCAAUAUAUAUGUUGAAUUGGCUCCGUUGGCUCAUUCUGCAAAUGUACAAACAGUUCCUGAUGUAUUUGAAUAUUACCAAGGUACCCAAUUUGAGGAGAUUCUUGAUGGACUAGAUGGCUACAAUAUGAAUGACUCAGAUGAUGAAUCGAAUGAUGUAAGCUAUGCUGAAGAUGAGCUGUCAAAUGAUGAGGUUCAGGGGGGCGAAUUGGAGGAAGUAGAAGGAACAAUAACAAGAAAUGAGGAGGAAAUUGGUACUGUGUUGAGUGGGUUUACACAGAGAUCAUUUCUAUGUAAUGAAGAAUGUUUUGAUAACCUGGAAUCUGAAAAAUGGGAGGACCAACUACUGCUGGCAGUAGGAAAACAAUGGGUCACUAUGGAUGCAUGUAGGAAGUACAUUAGGAUGUAUGCCAUUAAGAAUAAGUUUGAAGUUCUUUUUCAGAAAAAUUGUGGAGAUAAGAUCAUAUUAAGGUGCAGAGGUGUAGGGUGUGCAUGGAGGUGUUACAUUAAAAGAAAGAAUGAUGGCCACACAGCUGAAG